AAGCAUGUUGAUACUAGGUUUACUUGUACAGGUACAGUUGAAACAGACAGACUGGUCUUGCAACAAGUUACGCUAUCUCAGUGAGUGUCGUGAUGUAGUCUCUCAGAGGCUGAAGAGCAACUGUGAUAACCACUUCCUCUUUUUUUUUUUUUGUAUCAUGACACAAGAUGAAGAGACUGGGAAGUCAGAAUAAAAAGAUUUGGCAAUAGAAGCAGGGUUGAAAUAAUGCACCUUACUACCUCCCUAAAAUAAUUUACUGGAAAAAUCCACCAAUGGCCUUCUUCUCAACAUUCCUUUCAAUGUUACCUUGAACCCAAGUACAGCAGGAGAGCAGCGGCUCCUGGCAUCAUAGCAUCAUCAGUGCCAGUACACGUGUGCUCUGAACAUUGUGAAAUCACUCUUUCUCCUUCGCACCCCAAAAACAUUUCGUAGCACUUUCACUAUAAGCCCAUUUUUUCAUUGCGAAACCAACCUUGCUAAAACAGCCAUCACUUAAUUGGCAGAGUUCAAAAAAAAAAAAAAUCUUGGAUAUUCAUAUCAGAACUUUUGGGAAUGGAUGUGUGUCAGCUAUAGCACUUGUAAAAGCAUAUAUGCUUUUAGAAGUGCAUUUCUGCCACUUUGCCAGAGAACAUGUAUUACCUUGAUCAUCCUCUAAGUGUGACCAGCAAGGUCUGUAUAGUGACAAGCUCUCGUUAUCUAACUGUAAAGGCUAUCAGGCAAGGGUCGAUUGCUUUGUCUGGACUUUUCACUGUGUAAGCACAUACAUCCAGUAACUCAAGUUUUGAGAUAAACACUGGAUUCAUUUCAGGAAAAGAUAAUCGGCCAAUGAUUACCAAACAUUUUGGUCACUGACUUGACGUGCUUUGCUUUUGAUUGGGGUGAUUCCAUAUAAUGCUAGCGUUCUUUCUCAACUUUUUUUUUUUUUUUUUGUGCCUAAAGGUAGUUCCAAGAUUACCAUACUUCAGAUAGGCCCACAGAUCGUGUGACUUCAUGGGUGGCAACAGCCAUGAGCAAAAUUUGUGAGAAUGAAAAAGAGACGAAGCGCAAUUGUAAAUACUUCCAUGUGGCGACAUUAUGGCUUUAUGUAUGAUGAUGCUCCCAAAAAACACGAGUUUACGCGCUAUAUAUAUUGUGAAGUAAAAAAAAGAAAAAAAAAAAAAGCUCAGUGCCCUUCCACUCUGGGAAGAAGGAUGACCAGCGAAGCUGUGUAUGUGGGCCCCUUAAUGGUGAACUGCACUUCUGCCGCGGUUCGGCCCACGUUUGGGGAGUGCUUAACGCCUGCUUCAACUCCGCCGCGGGUAGGCCCGGCAUUUCACUAUCUUCGGGAUUUUUUUUUUUUUUUUCUGCACGCCAGCUUCGCUGUAAAAAAGAAAAAUCGGUCUUUUUUUUUUUUUUUCGCUUCACUUUCAGUAUGCCCUCUGCAGAACACGAAUAUUUAUAAUAAAAGUGGUACACGUACGAAAGUGGGCCUGCGUGGUGAGAGCGAAAUAAUAAAGACUGCCCAUUUUCCCAGGCUAGCGUUAACUAGGGAUUAAGACGAAUCAGGUCACGGCGGUUCACUAGAAGUUCAAAAAUUAUGCAGCUCGAUUUCUGCGGUGCAGGCAUAGCGCGACACUCGAAACGAAUGCCACGGUGCAAACGCGGCACAGGCGUUAUGUCCGACUAACGAGCACGGAAUGCGUAUGUUUGAGAGGUCCUGAACUCCAGGUAUGAUCGGCUACUGGGGCGUAAAUACACACCACACUUGCGUAGACACAUCAGACGUGCGUAAGCGGGGUUUUAACGGCGCUCGUGCCCGUAUGCUGCGUCGUCUGCUUCGCACCUGUACGCCUGCACCAAGUCGGCACCGACAGUGGAGUGGGUGCAGCAAAAUCAUGAACCAGCCCUGCACCUUUUGAAACGAACAGCGUGGGUCAGCUAGCGCCAUUGCUGCACCGGUGUAACAGCAGGGUGCAGUGCAGCACCUCGUGAACUGGUUCAGAUGGUGCGGGCGAAGCGAACGUAGUACCAUGUAGUACGUCGAACCGACCAUAGAUGGAAAGCAAGGAAAGCAAGCUUCUACUCAAAUACAAAGAAAGGACUGAAAUGAGUCAAUGGCGUAGGCAAACCUCGAAGCAUGACAACAAGCGCCGCUCGUGCAGGCAGCAUUGGCUUCGCGCACAAGCCAUGCAUGGAACGAUGGGUCUCGGAGCGUAGGGAGGAGGAGUGCAGCAUCUGCCACUACAACUAUCCGAUCCUGCGGAGGACGCGGACCUUCUGCGACCUACUUCGCCACCCGGAGGGUCGCAAGGAGCCGCUUGUGUACGCGCUGCUGGGCGUCCUCUUCAGCCUGAGCUUGCUGCACGUGUUCGCGUUCGCCUGGAUACUGAGUGUGCGCAUGUGGGGCCGCCUGCCCUGGACGUACCAGGUGCUGAACGCCGCUGCUCUCCUGGGCCAGUCCCUGCUCUGGUCCGUCUUCCCCUUCGUAGCCUUCAGGAUGGCGUGGGAGAGCUCGUGUCGCUGGUGCCUGCUGAACGCCGAGAUGCGCAUUCUGCUGCCGGAGGACAGCGAGAGCCGACCGCCACGCGGCGAACUUCCGCCCUGCCAGGACCGGAAGGCGCCGCGGGCUCCCAACUGAUGCAGAGGAUGCAAAGCUCGCAUCAAAAUUUAUUUGCGCUUCUGGCAGCAAAUAAAAGGCGGCUCUGCUCAACCAUAUGGCUGUA
Dermacentor andersoni is the source of this 2702-nucleotide messenger RNA. RefSeq names its product E3 ubiquitin-protein ligase MARCHF2-like. The record is from RefSeq and is a predicted model, not a curated record. Gene Ontology annotation, molecular function: zinc ion binding. Lineage: Eukaryota; Metazoa; Arthropoda; Arachnida; Ixodida; Ixodidae.